AUGUUUGUUUUCUAAAGAGAUCUCCAUGCUGUCACUCCACGUUGGACACUAACGGCGCGCCGCCUGACGCGCGCGUGAGGGCGCACAGCGGAAGUGGAGGACUCGUCUCCAACCGAUCGGACCGACACGGCGUGUCUGCUAGCUAGUGGCAACAUGGGCUCCACAAUGGCUUUUUUAACACAGCAAACGAAACACUGUUCGUGGAUAUGCGCCUUUUUUCUGGUGGCCUUUUUCACGUCGCCGCCGGUCUCGGCAAAGCCGGACAGCCUCAGAGAAGUGACCGACGGGACGUGGGAGGAAAUCCUGACAGGAGAAUGGAUGAUUGAAUUCUACGCACCCUGGUGUCCGGCGUGUCAGCACCUCCAGCCGGUGUGGAAGCAGUUCGCGGACUGGGGGGAGGACAUGGGGGUGAACAUAGCCAAGGUGGACGUGACGGAAGAACCCGGUCUGAGCGGGCGAUUCAUCAUCACUUCACUUCCUACCAUUUACCACUGUAAAGAUGGCGUCUUCAGGAAGUACCAGGGAGCUCGCACUAAAGAGGACUUCCUCAGCUUUGUCGAUGAGCAGAAAUGGAAAGCCGUGGAGCCGAUUUCCUCUUGGUUCGGUCCAUCUUCGUUUCUAAUGAAUUCGAUGUCUGCUUUGUUCAAGCUCUCCAUGUUUAUCCGGCGUUGUCAUAACUACAUGACAGAGCAAAUGGGGAUUCCUGUUUGGGGGUCUUACGUUAUCUUUGGCCUGGCUACUCUGUUCUCUGGCCUUGCUUUGGGACUGUUACUGGUGUUCAUAGCAGAUUUUGCCUUCCCAUCACGACGCUUCUCCUCCUCAGACUACUACCAGAAAAAACAAACCAUGGAGCAGGCAAGGUUAAUCCAACGACAAGAGGACCACGAGCAUGAGGCGGACGGCGAGGAAGACGAUGAUGAAGACGAAGAAGACGACGAGGACCAGGAUGAGGUCUGGAGGCGGAGGAGGAGAGGGUCUCCAGAGGGCCGCCCAGAACCUAAAGGACAGGGAUUCUCUGACAAAGCUCUGAGGAAAAGAGUAAUGGAGAAACGUGAGAAGGAGGAGGAGGAGGAUGAGGAUGAAGAGGACAACUAGAGAGUCUGAUAGUUUCUACUCCCAAAGAGAAGAGCACCGCGGAGUCGGUGGAGUUGGAGGAGCUCCUGUCCCGAGCGGCAGCCGCGGAGUUUACAGCAGGGAGCCUUUAAAACCCCGUCCUCCCGACAUCCCCUUCUCCUCCUCCACUGGGCCCCCAGAAACACCUUGCUUCCUCCCUCCCUUGUUUUUUGACAGGAGCGCUUUAGACUCUCUCGGCCUGAGCAGCAAGCUCCACCUGGAAAAAGCAAAACGAAUUAAGGACCCACUCCUAACGCCCGUUUCCACGUGUGGUGACAAAUGGCCCGGCUGAGCUUUAGGUGUGAUGUGCAGUAGAGCUCAAUUUUGCCUUUGUUGUUUAUGCUAUGCAUCCUUUUUUCUUUUUUUAAAGAGCUAUGUUUACUAUGUCUAUCUUAGAAUUAUUGUACCAGGCUUGUGUUUGAGGCUUAUUUUGCUUAUCUUUCCCCCACAGCUCAUGUAUACAUCCUAUGUUUCAUGUUUAUUUUACAAACCCUGACAAUUCAACCCAACGUACCGAUGUUCUCACACACACACACACCACUCAUUUCAGUGUGUAAUUGAGAAAAGCGUGUUAAGGAAACUCCUAAGUGUUAGUUAUUAUCCUCAAGAUUUCACUCUUGGUAUAUUAGGCCACACCAGGGGUUACCGUGGCAACAGAAAAAUCACAACUUGUUGCAAUACUACCUGAUACACCUAAAACCGAUCCAUUAGUGGAUCAUGUAAAGAUAAAAAGGAACUGUCUUAUUUUUACAUCCAUUUUCUUGAAUGAUGGCUGACACACGUUGUGUCUCCUGUGACUUCUCCACAAUAAAGCAACCCUGAGUUUCUCUA
Messenger RNA from Pungitius pungitius (ninespine stickleback), 1944 nucleotides. It is a transcript of the gene tmx1, whose product is annotated as thioredoxin-related transmembrane protein 1. Gene Ontology annotation, cellular component: endomembrane system. The transcript has 8 exons. The record is from RefSeq and is a predicted model, not a curated record. The coding region runs from base 154 to 1095 and encodes 313 amino acids. Gene Ontology annotation, molecular function: disulfide oxidoreductase activity. Lineage: Eukaryota; Metazoa; Chordata; Actinopteri; Perciformes; Gasterosteidae.